Messenger RNA from Centrocercus urophasianus (Greater sage-grouse), 1089 nucleotides. It is a transcript of the gene RGS8, whose product is annotated as regulator of G protein signaling 8. The transcript is spliced from 5 exons. The record is from RefSeq and is a predicted model, not a curated record. Lineage: Eukaryota; Metazoa; Chordata; Aves; Galliformes; Phasianidae. Bases 181 to 795 code for a protein of 204 amino acids.
CAGUUCUUUGUUGGUAUCCCUUAAAAAUGUAGAUUCCUUGUUUGUCAUCUGUUCUGUUGUCUUGUCAGGAGAUGUUUAUCCGUGUAUAAAGAAGACAUCCAGUAAAAAGACAGCUCUUUUAAGGAGUGGGAUGUAAUUUUAGCACAGUUGCCACAGAAAUGCCUAGGACCGAAUUCAGCCAUGGCUGUGCUGGGAGAUGUCUUGCUGGAUUUCAUGCUCUUUUGGGAGCCACUUGAAGAAAGCACCUGGCAGGCCUCUGCUAAUUGCAUCUGGGGAAGGAACAGAGGGAUGAGGACUCGCCUGGGCUGCCUGUCUCACAAAUCAGACUCAUAUAAUGAUUUCACAGCUAUUCUUCCGGACAAGCCCAACCGGGCUUUGAAAAGACUGUCAACAGAAGAAGCAACGAGAUGGGCAGAUUCUUUUGAUGUCCUUUUGUCCCAUAAAUAUGGGCUGGCUGCCUUCCGUGCUUUCCUGAAGACUGAGUUCAGUGAGGAGAACCUGGAGUUUUGGCUGGCCUGCGAAGACUUCAAGAAGACCCGCUCAGCAGCCAAGCUGGCUGCCAAGGCACAACGCAUCUUUGAGGAGUUCAUUGACGUUCAGGCUCCCCGUGAGGUGAACAUUGACUUCCAGACACGGGAGCUGACAAGGAGGAACAUGCAGGAGCCCUCCCUUUCCUGCUUUGACCAAGCCCAGGGAAAAGUGCACAGCCUGAUGGAAAAAGACUCAUACCCCAGGUUCCUGAGAUCCAAAAUCUACACAGACCUGCUGUCUCAAACCCAGAGGAGGCUCAGCUAGAACAGCAACGGAGCCCGUGUGCUUCCCACAACAGCAACAACCCAUCUCUAAGUGUUCCAUGGGGUUAAAGGCAGUGGGAAUGAGAGAGGAGGGAGGAAGGGAAGGGGAGUCUUCCGAAGUGUGACCCUCACAUGGUGUCAAGACUUUUUGAGUUUCUGUGCUUUUUUUUUGGUUAGCAGUAGCACCUUGCGGCAGUUGCACACGAUGCUAUCCUCUCUGGGCAUGGGGACUGAGGCUGUGGGGAGGGAGACAGAAGACAACGGCACAUGAGUCGUGCUGCUUCCCAGGGUGGAA